Molecule: messenger RNA, 1029 nt
Organism: Sarcophilus harrisii (Tasmanian devil)
Lineage: Eukaryota; Metazoa; Chordata; Mammalia; Dasyuromorphia; Dasyuridae
Gene: TMIGD1
Product: transmembrane and immunoglobulin domain containing 1
Exons: 7
Coding region: 124-912 (262 amino acids)
Biological process (GO): cell-cell adhesion
Cellular component (GO): cell-cell junction
Molecular function (GO): cell adhesion molecule binding
Source: RefSeq, a predicted model, not a curated record
AAAAAUAUUAAGAAGCAACCCAUAUAAAUCAGAACAGUGAAAAGGUUCAUGGUAUUUCACAGGAGAAGCUGGUUUCGAAGGAGGUAGCUUCCUGGAGGUUACUAAGAUCUGACAUUACUAAAGAUGGCCUGGAAGAAGAACAUCCUAAUGCGGAGCUAUGCGUCACUCCUUGUAGUGAUUUUACUUCUACCAUAUGGCUUAAUGGAUGUCAUCCUAACUGUGAAUAACAACAGUGAAAACUAUGUCCUAACAACCAAACGUGGCUCUUCAGAGUCUCUAAAAUGUGCAGUUCAGAAUCACAGCCAAGAUGAACAGUUACUCUGGUACAGGGAAACUGGGAAGGUGGAUCUGAAAGCUGAAAACAAAAUCAACUCUAGUGACAUCUGUAUUUAUCCUGUCAGUGAGGAUGACAAUGGAGUCACCUUUACCUGCAAGUUGCAACGGAACCAAUCCAUAAGCAUCUCAGUGACUUUGAAUGUCACUUAUGAGCCUAUUCUGAGUGGGAAAGACCUCCAAACAGUCAAGGAAGGAAACAACAUAAAAUUAGACUGUAAUGUGAAGUCCAAUCCCCCGGCUCAAAUGAUGUGGUACAGAUACAACAGUGUCCUGAAUUUGGAGAAGAAUCAUCACCAAAUAUAUCAAACAAGUGAGCUGUUCCAACUGUCUAUCUCCAAGACUCUGAAAUCUGAUAAUGGGACAUACAGUUGCCACGCAAAGACGUCCAAUGAGUUGAGGAUCAUUAAUUUCCACGUGAUCGUUGAAGAUAAAGAAAUCACUAUUCCCAUUGAACCCAUUAUUGCUGCUUCUGUGGUGGUCAUCUUAACUAUACUGUUUGGACUAAUUGCAAGAAGAAACAAGAUAAUGAAGCUUUGCAGGAAGAGCCAGACACCUCAAAGUGGUAUAGCUAUGUGAAGAAUCAAGCAGCCUUUCUAAAAGGAGAGCGCAAUACCAAGACCUUCCUGGGGGUGGAGUCCCGUGUGUGUUCCUUGCUUUUAUUAAAAUAUGCUUCCUUUGGUCAGUGUUGAUGAA